Spirometra erinaceieuropaei is the source of this 1173-nucleotide messenger RNA. The record is from the annotation of a GenBank genome assembly. Lineage: Eukaryota; Metazoa; Platyhelminthes; Cestoda; Diphyllobothriidea; Diphyllobothriidae.
AUGAACAAAGAGGACUACACCAACAAAGUCGAUGAACUUUUGGGCGACGGAACUGCCUACAUUCCUCGUGAAGGCGACACGACGAAAACGCUAAUAAGCGAAAUCAAUAAGGACCUAGCGAGUCUUCGGAAGUCAAAAGCAAUAACACAGCUUGACUGGCUGAGGAUGAAACCAAAGGAUUCAGCGAUCGCGCGAUUCUAUGGUCUGCCCAAGGUCCAUAAACCAGGAACUCCCCUACGGCCGAUUGUUUCUCUAAGAGGCACCCCAACGUUUGGCCUGGCCAAGUGGCUGUUCCAGCGUCUGAAAUUUCUAACCCAGGGUUCUGAAACAAGCGUCCACUCAGCCGAAAGAUUCAUCGAAAAGCUGCAAGGUAUACGACUCACAGAUGACGAAGUGAUGGUUUCUUUCGACGUGAUAUCACUUUUCACUUCCAUCCCACAGCAUCUGGCGGUUGAAACCCUGCAAACCUUGUUGGAAGAACAAUAUGACGAAACGGACAAGAAACUGAAGAUAAAACACCUUAUUGAUCUCCUGAAGCACUGCUUGAAUAUUUUCUUCACCUUCAACGGAUCUGUGUACGAACAAGUUAAAGGUACACCCAUGAGGUCACCGUUAUCCAGCUUGAUUGCUGAGGCAGUGUUACAGCGACUCGAGGCACUGGCUUUCGACCACUAUCGACCACGACUGUGGGUACGGUAUGUCGAUGACACAUUUGUCAUCAUCAAUCGGGACAAGAUUGGGGAAUUCACGCAACACCUCAACUCGAUCUUCCCAGACAUCCAGUUCACGAUGGAGGAAGAAAAAGAUUGCCAGUUGCCGUUUCUGGACGUACUAGUUCAGAGAAAAGGUGAUGGUGCAUUAAAGACAACGGUUUACCGGAAGGCAACGAAUACCUCCCGUAUUCUAAGCUUUCUUAGCAACCACCCUCUCUCGCACAAACGCAGCUGCGUGAGAACACUCUACCGGCGCGUAGAAACCCAUUGCACCGAGCCAGCCGACAAGAAGGCUGAGGUCCAGUUCCUGCGGAAACUCUUCACUGCGAACGGCUACCCUGAAAGUUUUGUCGAAAAGUGCAGGCGAGAAACCCGGGGAAGACAGCCGAAGGGACAACCAAAACCGGAAUGUUGGCGCGCAGUGCCGUACAUAGCCGGUGUGUCAGAAGAAUUCGCUUGA